Messenger RNA from Passer domesticus (house sparrow), 7951 nucleotides. RefSeq names its product family with sequence similarity 53 member B (gene FAM53B). The record is from RefSeq and is a predicted model, not a curated record. Lineage: Eukaryota; Metazoa; Chordata; Aves; Passeriformes; Passeridae. Gene Ontology annotation, cellular component: nucleus. The coding region runs from base 3355 to 4488 and encodes 377 amino acids. Gene Ontology annotation, biological process: positive regulation of canonical Wnt signaling pathway; protein import into nucleus. The transcript has 6 exons.
UGCAGCCUGGCUGCCCAUGGCCCAGCUCUUUCUGCAGAGCAGCAAUGCAGAACGUGGCUCUGCUACAGGGAGCUGGAGGGAGCAGAUCCAUGGGCUGCUUUGUUUUUCCAAACUUUUCUGAGUUGGCUGCCUUUAGGGAGACAAAAAUUCCCAAGAAAGAGCCUCGCUGGGAUGGUGCAUCUCAGCACAGGCUGUGGAUGUGUGGGUCUUUAGUCAUCCAGAGGUGAGGUGGAGAUUGAAAAUUAAGAAGUGUGGUGGUGCAGGUAAUUUCCAGCCAGAAUUUCUCCUGGCUUCAGGUGGUUUAUCCAUGAGUUUUGCAGCCUGUGGUGUUGGAUAUGUGUGAUAUGACAUAUGCUGUGUAAGAUAAAUAAGAUUUGGUGUGUUAGAAGUUUCUUUGCAACGCAGGGAGGAGUAAACUGCAUUAGGCUGACCUGGAGGAGCAGCACCAAACCCUGAGUGAAGCGUGGCUGCUCCCAGCACUGCUUGCUGUGGGUCCCUGCAUGGAUGGGUGGGAAGUACCAGGCCACUUUGGCUCAGUAAUCACUUCAUUUGAGUAAUAUUUUAAGAACUGGUUGAGUGAGUGCAAAAAAUCCGUUCUGGUGCGUUGAGUUUCUGUACCUCCCCCUUAAAAGUGUACCCAAGGGAGACUUGGUCAUGGUUUUUGCUUUUAGAGGAUUAAAUAUAGCAGCAUCAUUGGUGUCACUCCUCUGUAGUCCAUUUGAAGCAUCCCUUGGGCUACAUCAUUCCCUGUUUUUGUGGCUGCUGGCCAUAGCUUUUGCUGUCAGCAGCCAGGGCCCGGGGCUGGCUGUGCGGUAGGUACGGGGCCGUGGUGAGAGAGGAGUUUGACUUCGCGGCCGUUCUGUGCUUGCAAAUCCUCAUGUCUCCUAGGGUUUGUAAAAAAUGGGAUCUGGCAAGCUCUGAUCCAGCAGCUGGAAAACCUGCUCUCCCUCUCUCUGCUCCAAACCAGCUCCUGGAAGGGAGGACCAGGGGUUCUUUGGGUGGCUGAGGAGAAGGAGGGCUCGGGAGGUGGUGGGGCAGAAGGACGUGGCUGCCCAGGGACAUCAGGGACUGGCUUUGGUCUCAGUGACUGGUCUGGGCCAGGGGGUCAAGAGACUCACCCCUCAUCCUGCUCCUAAAACCAAGAGGAUGAGUUGAAGUGUGUUACCAGCUUGCCUUUAAGGUAUCGUUUUUGUCCUUUACCCUAUAGCAGCUCUUGCAGUGACCCCAGACAAGCCUCCGAGCUCCUCUGCCCCAGCUGUGCAAGUGCCAUCAUCACUGUUCUGCACCAAUGGGACAUGUUAAUUAUAAGGAAAAAGAGUUAAUGCAGACAACUGGUCUUCUCUGGUUAGGACAGCCUGGCAGCACAGUUAGGCCAGGUGGAGCUGGUCAUUUCUCCUUUCAAGUGGUGUGGGAAAGUCACAAUAACUGUGAUUUUUGUGUUUCUGUGACUGCCUUAACCUUACUGAGAACAGCCUUCUGGUGUGCUGGGCAAUAGUUGUCAAUGCUAUGAAAUUACUUCAAGUGUAUAUAUUAUUAUCCCAGUUACCAAGUGCUUUGGGGUUUUUUUGUCCCAGCUGGGACAAAUGAAUAUUGUAUAAUAUUUUUGAAAGGACAAGUUUUGAUAUUAUGAACUAGGUGCCAAAAGCUACAAUUGUGUGCCAGAGCUGAAGAGCCAUUAUAAUUAUAAAGAUACAGAAAGCAUUAGAAGUAUCCAUUUUUGGGUUUGUAGACUCUCUGUUAACUCAGAAAAACUGUUAAGCCUAGAAAAGCUGUGGCUGCCCCUGGAUCUCUGGAAGUGUCCAAGGCUAGGUUGGACAGGGCUUGGAGCAGCCUGGUGUGGUGGGAUUUGUCCCUGGCCAUGGCAGGGGGUUACAAUGAGAUGCUCUUUAAGGUCCCUUCCAGUCCAGGCCAUUCUGUGAUUAUUGGACUGUCAGUUGUGCUGUAAAUGAAAUGCAGUGCAAUGGAUGGUACAUCUCAGAGUGAAAGCGUCGUGAAUGAAGAUGUACACUGCCAAAAUGUAAAUGUUUCAUUUGGAAACUCUCAGCCACAUUUUCGGCUGUGCAUGGUUUGUGCUGUUGGUAGAAAUUACUUUUCCCGUGGAGGUUUCAGAUCUACGUAUUUGAAACUUAAUUUAAACAAAAAGUUCCAGCCCUGCAGUGUGGUGGCUCGUGCUGUCCCUGUGCCUGUCUUGUGAACCCCAUGACACACCAGCAAGGUGGCAGCUUCAAGAGGGGCUGGACAAAGCCAGGCCAGCCUGUGGAGGAGCUGCUUUGUCAGCCCACCCUCCUGACCCCUGCUCAUCCCGCCCUGGGCCAUGGGGGCUGCUGGCCAGGGGGACAACAGCUCACUCGGGGUGUGGGGCAGCGAGCCAGGACAGCCCUGCUUCUGGGACUGCUCUGUGGAUCACCACUUUUAGUAAUUUGCUGAGUAAAUUCUUGCUAGGGCAUGGGCUCAGUGAUCUUAAUUUCCAACCUAAUGAUUCCAUGAUCCAGUGUCUUUCAGAAAGGCCCCAGUGCAGAGGUAAAGCUGUGGCCCUGGCUGAGAGCUGCAGUCAUUGGUGAUGCUGUAGUUUAUUUCAGUGACUAUUGUCUGUGUUGUUCAGGAAAAAGUUGCACUUUGCCCUUGUCUGGAUCUGCAUAGCUCCAUCUUCUGCCGUGCUGGGAGGUGUCCCACAGCUGCUCUGCUCCCUCCGAGGGACCUGCUCAGCUUCUCCUGCCCUCUCUGGGGCAGCCAGGCCAUCCUCAGCAGUUUCCACUCCACAUUCCCCCUGUCUUGUGCUGUGCCUGUGUCUUGAGGCCCCCCAGUUACUCCUGGAAUCCCCUCCAGACCUUGGGUAGAGGUGGGGAGAGGCUCCAGGUUCCCACAGAGGGCGUGGAGUGCAGAGCACAGAGGCUGUACCAUCCUGGAGACCCCACAUUUAUCCAGCCUGUGGACACAUCCCUGCCUGCCUGGGUGACCUACUGCACCAUGCAGGAGCCUGGGCUCGUGCCCCUGCCUUUGAGUUGCCAGGGAGGAAAAGGCAAAGUCACUGCCAGCACCAUUUCCUUCGAGCUAAAGAUGUUGAGACAAAGCACCUCUGCCCCUGCCCUGUCCUUUCAGUCCUCCUGCUGCUGGUGUGUCCAGGACUCACUCCCCUGCCUCUCCUAGUCCCUAAGAGCACGGGGGCAAUAAACCUUUUACCCAAGUAGAUGGGAGCUUUCCACAGCCCGAGGCUGUCCCUGCACAUCCCCUGAGGAGCUGGCAGGGCCCAGCCUCUCCUGGGGGAACAUGGACUGAAAGAGGAGCUUUGCCAGCCCCAGCUGCCAGCACCCUUUGCCUGGACCCUGAUGGACUCCGAGGCAGGACUGCAUUACCAUGGUGAUGAUCUUAACCAAAACUCGGGAAAACAAAGGUGCUGACUCCGUAACAUGCAGGACUGAGCUGCACACUCCAAAGAUGAGUCAAGGACCUACCCUCUUCUCCUGUGGCGUGAUGGAAAAUGACAGAUGGAGAGAUCUCAGCAGGAAAUGUCCACUCCAGCUCGAGCAGCCGGGCGCCAGCAUCUGGGACUGCCUGUCGGACAAGGGCGAGGAGGGCUCGCGCUGGCCGAGGGACGCGGCCGGCACCUGCUCCGUCACCAACCUGAUCAAGGACCUGAGCCUCAGCGACCCCCACGGCCACCCCUCCGCCCCUCCCAGCAAGCGCCAGUGCCGCUCGCUGUCCUUCUCGGAUGAGAUGUCGGCCUGCGGGACCUCCUGGAGACCCCUGGGCUCCAAGGUGUGGACGCCGGUGGAGAAGAGGCGCUGCUACAGCGGCGGCAGCGUGCAGCGCUACUCCAACGGCUUCGCCACCAUGCAGAGGAGCUCCAGCUUCAGCCUGCCCGCCCGCUCCAACCCGCUCUGCGGCGGGCAGCCCAGGAAAUCGGCUGCCGGAGGGCACGGCGGGGACAGGGGGGACAUUCAGAGGUCCCUGUCCUGCUCGCAGGACCGCUUCUCGUGCUCGGAGGACGGCGCGCCCUCGGCCUGCAGCACGCCCGCCUCCACGCCCGAGCUGGGCCGCCGCGCCGCCGGCCUCUCCCGCAGCCGCUCCCAGCCCUGCGUCCUCAACGACAAAAAGGUGGGAAUCAAGCGGAGGAGGCCGGAGGAGGUCCAGGAGGAGCGGCCCUCACUGGACCUCGCCAAGAUGACCCAGAACCGCCAGACUUUCAACAGCCUCACCUGCCUUAGCACCACGGCCGAGGACGGCUCCCAGCGGCCCACAGGGCCCCAGGCAUGGCCGGCGGCCCCGGAGGUGAUGCCGGGCAGGACCCCCGCCUGCACCCCGGUCCCGGAGCCGCGGGCCAGGCCCGAGGAGCGCCGGGCCAGCAGGGACGACCUGUCCUGCGAGGAGGAGGAGGAGAGCGCCGGGAAGGAGGAGGACAGGGCGGCCUGGCGGAGCGGCGGGCCGGGCAGUGAGAGCCUCUUCCAGCUGGAUGGCGAGAUCGACAUCGAGCAGAUAGAAAACAACUGAGGAGGGAGCAGCUCUUCUCGCCCUGGGCUCUGGGGGCGGCCAGCAGAGCCGUGGAGGGCUCCUGGCCGCCGGCGAGUUUGUGGGAUCCUGUCACUGCUCCCCUCCCGCCAGCUGGAGGGGAACGAAGCAGCUUUGCCAAAAUUUCAUCAGGUAUUUAGAGGAAUUCGUGUGCAUGCGUGUGUAAAUCUUGAAAUUCUUUGUAACUACUGUAGCCAGAGAUCAGCCAGGCCUAGGAAAGUGCCUGUCCCACAGGGAAACCAGGCGCGGGGAUCGCCAAAAACUCAGAAUCCAAGAGUAAAUGGCUUUUGCCAAGGGUGGAGCUGAUGGAGCUGGCCAUGCUCCCACAGGUCCCACCUGUGCUAGUUCAGAAAGGGGUGCACAAGGAGAAACCACCACCCCUGGGACUGGAGAAAGGGGGGAAAAGCAGAAUAUUGAGAUUUGCAAACCGAGCACUGGCUGGUGGCCCUGGGAUGGCCACGGUUCCUUUCCUCCAGCCACAUCCCGUGCGGCCCCAGCACCCCUCACUCCCCAUGUCCCUGGCAGUGCCGUGAGGAGGAAAUCACAAGUGUUGCUGAAAUUUAAUGAUGGCAAGAGCUGGAUUUUUACUCCUUUAUUUUUAGUUUUCCUUUUCCUGAUGAGGAAUUAAACAGAUCCCUGGCCCAUGUGGGGCGGCAUCCGCAGCAGCGCUUGCUGGGCGCUGAACGAGGAUGCUCAAAUGCCUUCCUUCCCUGUUUUUUUCCUUCCCAGCCCCCCUCUCUUGACUCUUUUGGGAAAAAAAAAACCCUACUCAGGCUCUGUGCCACCCUCAUUUGGGUUCCCAACACCCUGUUUUGAGCAGGGCUGGGCUGUUUACCCAUUUACCAGCAGCUGUGCCCAUUUUGCUACCCAGGGCACGGCUGCCACCCUUUUUUUUUGGCUUUACUGUGAAGGGCUGCUUGCCCGAGGCACGUUGUGGAGGGGUUACUUGACAAAGUCAGCUGGCAAAAGGCUGAAAAUCCAGGUAGCAGCACUGAAAGCUUUUCCUCUUCCUGUGCCUUUUUAAAGCACAGAUAAAGUGGUGACCAUUAUGUUUGUACAAUAUGAAUUCUCUUUGCUAAAAAUAAGCUGUCCACUUGCUAACAGGUUUAGAAGGACACAUAUUUCUUUUUUCACCCUCUUUUUUUUUAUUAUUUGUUUGUUUGUUUAAAGCUCUAGGAAAGUUGUACAAAUGGCUUCCAGCAUCUUCUGGAUUCAUUCUGCUGGUUCCUUCAAGCUCAGGGAUCAUUUCCCGAGCUUUGCAAACGCGAGAAAGGAAAAAACCUUAGAUACCAAGAGCAGCUGAAGACAGGACAUUUUUAAUGGGGCUCAGCAGCCCCACUGGCAAUGCCUUGAGGGUCCAUAACUCAGAAAGGCUGAGAGCUGCUGGUACAGGUUUCAUUCAUCAUUUCUGGUUUUGUUAGUGCACUUUUUUCCACAGUGGUUUGGGAUGGGUGUGGCAUCUCCCACCACAGUGGAGCCCAUCAGUUGUUACCCCUGUCCUGGCACUGCUGAGGUUUUGCUGGAGGCUGUGGCCAUGUCCACUCUCUCCAGGCAAGCAGGACAAGCUCCAGAUAUUCAGGGAGGGGAUGACAGGGAUGUCUUUUAAUUUUUGGGAAACCCUCCAGCUCUUUUGAAGUGUCACUUUAUGCAUCACUUAGAAAAAAAUAUAUACCCUGGGUUAAUUUUUAUGCCUCCUGUUGUGGAGGGUCCAGCCACGCGUGUUUUCCCAGGCUGCUGCCCCUCUGUCUGUGCCCCUGCAGUGGCACCCUCACAGCAAAGUUCUUGGCUUUGAGUCUUCCUGAUGCUCCAUCCAUCCCUCCCCACCGCUGACACGUGCUGGUCUCGGGGCACUCAGCUCCUGCUGGCCACAGGCACCUCCUCAGCUGAGCAACAAAGGGCAAAUUCACCCAAAAUCCACGUCCGGCUGCCGCAGAGCUCCGGGCGGGCUCUGGCCUGGGCAUCCCCAGGGCUGGAAUUCCUAAGGGCUUCUGUUUUCUUUCCAAGGGCUGCUCCUGGUGCCAUGCUAACCCCCCAGAGUGGGGAGGUGGCCAACAGACCAGGGCCCAGUUGUCCUGGACCUGGUGGCCAAAGGGCCACAGCCCGGCUGUCCUGGACGUAGCCGUAGCAUUCAGUUUACAUUCAGCACAACCCGUUUGCCUUACUAAAAAUGCUUCUCCAAUGAGUCAUGGCCUUAUACUGGGCACGUUGGCGUAGGCACAGACUACAGUUAGCGACAGUUUUGAGGCCACAGUGGUGUUCUGUUGGGUAUUUCUUGUUGGGUUUGUAUGAUUUCAUGUACUUAAUUCUCAGUUUAAGAAAGCCUUACUUUUAAAAUUUUUUUCUCUCUCUCUCUUUCUCUCUCUCUCUCUCUGUAGAGGUAAAACAUUUGUGGAUUUAUAUAUAUAUAAAUAUAUAUAUAAAUAAAGUAAUUAAAAAUAUUAAAUAUAAUAUAGUAUGUGCCUCAGAUUCAGGGGACAUCCUGUUGAUUGUAAAGUCAGAAGUGGCGUUGCUCCCCUGGUGUCAGGAGAUCCGUCCCCUACGCAGUGGGAGAGCAGGGCAUCCCCUGGGGGUCUUGAUCUUGGUUUGUAAAGGACUUCAGCUAUUACACAGAUGUUUUGGGAGCCCCCCAAACCCCCCGGCAAACCCCUGCCGGCUGCCAGAAUGUGAUACUAAAGUAAUAUGCAGACAAGGGAUGUUAUUCCUUGCUAGGUAGCUAAAAUAAGUUCAUUAUUGUGAAGGGACUCAGUGGCUUGUCCAAGGUGUGACCCAGUCUGGGCAGCAGCUGUUUUGGGAUGACACCAAAGCUGUGGCAGCAGCAAUAAAGGUUCUUCAUCCUGAAAAAAAUAGGAUUUUAACACAGAAAGUCUUAGCAGGCACACGGGAGUUUGCUGUGUGUUUUGCAGAUGUAGCUCUUUGAGCCUGUUCUAUAAAAGAGUACAUUAAAAAAAGGAGAAACCAACGAAAAGAAGCGUUUGUAAAAUAGAUUGUAAUUUUUCCACGUGCUAGCAUAGCCUGUUUGGCCAAUAAAAUUGUGUUUCAAGUGCAUUGUUUAAAGCUCCUGGCUGCCCAGGCAAACAGACUGACGUAGGAUGUUCUAGGAUUGUAGCAGUGCUUUGCGGCGUGUGUGGGUUCGGUGUUCCAGAAAGAAAAAGAAGAGGAUGGCCAAAUAAAAAACAAAACAAAACAAAACAACAAACAGAAAAUGGGAAGAAGAAUAGAAACAAAGCCUUCUGAAGCUAUGACCUGUAGUAGCCAAGCCUCGCUGGCAAUUGCACAAGCGCCGCGGGCCGUGCGUGUCCCGGGAGGGGUGCCCCAGGUGUCCCCUCCUCGGGCGGGCCAGGAGGCUGCUCCUGCCCCCUCCAUGACUUGAUUGCACUAGAGCAGCUCAAUCUCAGGAAAUUGCUUGUUACUUUUACUGUGUAAAUAAAGCUUCCUGGUUCAAUAA